Molecule: messenger RNA, 3298 nt
Organism: Phoenix dactylifera (date palm)
Lineage: Eukaryota; Viridiplantae; Streptophyta; Magnoliopsida; Arecales; Arecaceae
Product: protein FAR1-RELATED SEQUENCE 6-like
Biological process (GO): regulation of DNA-templated transcription
Molecular function (GO): zinc ion binding
Source: RefSeq, a predicted model, not a curated record
UGCCAUACUGGCGUUGGUGAGGCUUGAAACCUCACAAACUAGUCGUCGUCACGCCCGCCUCCCGGCGUCGUUCCUCCCCUCGCCGGCCCGAUGGGACGACGGCCGGCCCCCGCACAACCUGACGGAAAAGUCGACAACACGCGGCCGAAGACCAAGAAGAAGAGCCGGAGGAAGGCCAUCUCCAUCCCCGACCCUCCUCCGGCGGGGGAUGAACCAGGCAGCAGCAGAGAAAUCAUAGCUCCCAAGACUGGAAUGAAGUUUAAAACCUUAGAAGAGCUCUGUGAAUUCUAUAACCGGUAUGCCCAGCAUCUCGGAUUUGCCACGAAGAUUAAAGGGUCGAGCAGGAAUCGUGCAUAUAUACAGAUCAUGUGUUGGAAGGGCCGCAAGAGGGAUAUAAGGAGGACCGAUGCGCUUGCACCAAGACCAACUCUAUAUACUAGUUGCCCGGCAUUGCUCAAAGUGCGUCUGUGCCGCUUUGACGGCAUGUACCACCUUAAAGAAGUUGUUCUUGACCACAACCAUGAACUCAAUCCACUCCGAAUGCACUUCUACAGGGAUGAGAAUAUGGUCGGGGCUGGUGUGAAGAAGCGUGAAGCACAUGUUGCUGUGGUGAGGGAAGAUAGCUUAGCUAUGGUUGAGAGGGAGUGGAUGAGCUCUGUUGAUGAGAUACAAUGGUUGAAGCUUGAGAAAGAGGAUGCUGAAGCUCUCCAUCAGUUCUUCCGCCGCAAGCAGGCUAACAAUUCAAACUUUUUCUAUCUGAUCGAUAUAGAUGGGGAGGGCCAUCUGAAAAAUGUUUUCUGGGCUGACGGCAGAUCAAGAGCAGCAUAUCGGUACUUUGGUGAUGUGAUCUUAUUGGACACAUCUUGCUUGAGAAGCAAGCAUAAUGUGCCUUUAGCCACAUUCAUUGGAAUAAACCAUCAUGGUCAGCCACUGCUAAUGGGUUGUGGCUUGCUUUCAAAUGAGAACACAAGAACCUAUAUAUGGUUGUUUCGGGCGUGGCUAUCAUGUAUGUCAGGGAAAUCUCCAAAUGCCAUAAUCACUGACCAGGGCAAAGCCAUACAAGAAGCAGUUGCUCAGGUUUUCCCAGGUUGCCCUCAUCGUCAAUGCCUGUGGCAGAUUAUGAAAAGGAUUCCCAACAAAUUGGAAGGAUGUGCGGAAUAUAAAGAAAUAAAGAAGGCAUUUAAGAAAACUGUGUAUGACUCUUUAAGUGCUCAUGAGUUUGAACAAGAAUGGAGAAAAAUGAUUGAGAAACAUAAUCUUGUAUACAAUGAAUGGCUCAGGUUGUUAUAUCAGGAUCGGUAUCAUUGGGCUCCUAUUUUUGUGAAAGAUAAAUUUUGGGCGGGGCUGUCCACUACCCAACGUGGUGAGAAUAUGGAUUUCUUCUUUGAGGGGCACUUAGAGUCAAAUACUUCUUUAAAGCAGUUUCUUGACGAGUAUGAGAUGGCUAUGGAGAGUAAAUACGAAACUGAAGCUCUAGCAGAUUUUGAAUCAUUCCAUAAGGUCCCACCAGUGUUCACCCAAUUCUACAUGGAGGAGCAGCUUUCAAAAAUUUAUACAAUUGACAUAUUUGUAAAGUUUCAGGAUGAGGUGAAGGCCUUAGUAUACUGUCACCCUUCACUAAUUAGGAAAGAUGGUUUGAUGUAUAUUUUUGAAGUUAGAGAACGUAUAAGAGGGAAAGAAGGUAAAAUGAUGGAGCAAAAAAAUUAUGAAGUUAUGUUUAAUCCAAAUGACCAGGAGGCGCAAUGCAUUUGCCAUUCUUUUCAGUACAGAGGCAUUUUAUGUAGGCAUGUGUUAUCUGUGUUUAACUUUCAAGAUAUUGAUGAGAUCCCAUCAUGGUACAUUGUUGAACGUUGGAAAAAGGACUUUAAGGGUGUGCAUCCUGUGGUUUGUCCUCCUUAUGAAAUGGUAGCCAAUGGGCCAAUGGAGCGUUAUGAAAAUCUGUACAAGCAUUGCCUCAAACUUGCCGAGGUAGGGACCAUAACUGAUGAUAAAUAUCAGUUUGUGCUAAAAAUAGUAAAUGAGGCAAUGGAGAAGCUUCUCGUGGACAAUUUCACUUGCAAAGGUAAGCAGGUUAAGAUUGUGAUGACAGAACCUACUAUAGAUUGCAAUACUGUUGAUAGCUCUGCAAUAAAUGACAAUGAUGAUAUGGGUAAAGAGAUUGAGGAAAUUCGUGAUCCUAAGGAAGCAAGAAAGAAGGGACGGAAAAAGAGGAAAGAAUCUGCAGAGACAUUAAACAGCAACAAAGAAAAGGAACAAGUUAACCAGACAAAUGCACCAGUUUUUCUCCAUCCUCCACUGCAUUUGAACUUCCAACAUCCGUUUGCCAAUCCAUCAUGGGCACAGUGGAACUUUCAGCACAUGAACCAGGUUCAGCCAUCUAACUUAAUUUACUAUGCCGCGGCACCAGUGAACCACCCACAGUUUGGUCUCUUCCUAAAUAAGGAUCAACUUGGUGAUCCAAGAUUUACCAACAGUUCAGGGAUUCCAUGGAGCUCUCAGCAAAUACUAGAGAAAACUCAAAACCCAGUGGCACUUCCCGGUCCCAAGAAAAAGAAGAAGAGAAAGAAUGAUGUUGUAGAACUGUCACCUUGAGCACAUGGAAUGUAACAUUCAUUAUGGCGGCUAUGGCCUUUUAUAGUAACAGAUGGCGGACUCGGUAUCAAACUGUAGUUGAGAUAAGUUUUCCUGGUUUUGAGUAUCAUUAUGGCAUAUAAUUCCUGUAUAGUCUUGCAGACUUUUAUUUCCAUAACACUACCAUCUUUUGAGGUAUUUCAUGAUUCAAGGGCAGUGGUCUUUUUUCUCUGCCUUCUGGUAGAGUCAUUGAUGGCUUCCACAAAAUUGCAAAGGAAAAAAGAGGAAAUCUUUUCUUCACAAAUAUAAUUAUGUUUUUGAGCUCUGAUCCGAGCAAUGCUUGAUGCCCCUCUUUCUGCUGACACUGAAACCCACACGGGCCACACCCUCUCAGACAUGUGGUGCUCAGGAGGGGUGGAGUUGGCUUGUUGGUAAGAGGUCAUGAGUUUCGCUUGUUGCCUGAAGUGGGUGUAUUAAGCAUACUGUGAAACAGUGCCAGUCCAUCCAAUCAAAGUGACUAGUCUAUGAAUCCUUCUGCACGUUAAACUUGAAGACUUGGUAAUCUCCAUCCAAUGUCAAUUUUGGGUAGUUGCCAAAUCUGAGCUCAUUCCUAGCUAUCAUCCAACUUUUAGGUGUAUGUAUCUCAUUAGCAGAUUUAAAUGCUCUUCUAUAUAAUCUCGAUUCUAAUUCUGGAGCUUUUCUGAAUUGACUCUGGGUUUUAAUGUCA